Molecule: messenger RNA, 408 nt
Organism: Lutra lutra (Eurasian river otter)
Lineage: Eukaryota; Metazoa; Chordata; Mammalia; Carnivora; Mustelidae
Product: 60S ribosomal protein L32-like
Exons: 1
Coding region: 1-408 (135 amino acids)
Biological process (GO): translation
Cellular component (GO): cytosolic large ribosomal subunit; ribosome
Molecular function (GO): structural constituent of ribosome
Source: RefSeq, a predicted model, not a curated record
AUGACGGUCUUCAGACCUCUAGUGAAGUCCAAGAUUGGUAAAAAGAGGACCAAGAAGUUCAUCCGGGACCAGUCAGGGUGGUAUGUCAAAAUUAAGCACAACUGGCAGAAACCCAGAGGCACUGACAAUAGGGUGCGCAGAAGAUUCAAGGACCAGAUCUUGACGUCCAGCGUUAGUUUCAGGAGCAACAAGGAAAUAAAGCACAUGCUUCCCAGUGGCUUCUGGAAGUUCCUUGACCACAGUGUCAAGGAGCUUGAGGUGUGGCCGAUGUGCAACAAAUUUCACCACGCAGAGAUUGCUCAUGGCGUCUCCUCCAAGAACCCCAUAGACGUUGUGGAGAGCGCAGCCCAGCUGGCCAUUGGAGUCACCAAUCCCAAUGCUGGUUUGUGCGGUGAGGAAGAUGAAUAG